Molecule: messenger RNA, 7191 nt
Organism: Alexandromys fortis (reed vole)
Lineage: Eukaryota; Metazoa; Chordata; Mammalia; Rodentia; Cricetidae
Gene: Znf217
Product: zinc finger protein 217
Exons: 6
Coding region: 2036-5152 (1038 amino acids)
Biological process (GO): regulation of DNA-templated transcription
Cellular component (GO): nucleus
Molecular function (GO): DNA-binding transcription factor activity, RNA polymerase II-specific; RNA polymerase II cis-regulatory region sequence-specific DNA binding
Source: RefSeq, a predicted model, not a curated record
UAAAGUUUUAAAAAUAAUCUUUAAAAUUAUGGUAGAGAAAAAUAAUUUGUUUUACCUUUUUUAAAUCUUAAUUUUUAAAUUUGUAUUUCCUCCUAGGAUAGUUUUGGAUUGAACUAAAGUCCUGAGAGGAUGUCACUGCUGAGCCAUGGGGAUGGUGGUGUGCAGGAGUUGUGAGGAGGCUUGCUCCUGAGUCUUCAGAGGCUGUAACUCAGGCUGUCCGAAGCUGCGUCAGUUGGCAUAGUUGUUACUGUCAGAAUCUGCUCUGGAAACUUCUCAGGAGAAGGAAGCACUUCCAGCUUUACUCUUCUCUUGCCUCUCUACCUCUGAGCCAGAUAUGGCCCCAUUUCUGUCUCUGGCCACCACUCUGUGCCUCUUGUCCUUUACUGGGCAUGUCUCAGGGUGCCAUCUCGAGCAUCUUUGCCUUGAGCUGUAUGUAGUCUGCCUCUCAGGGAGCCGAGGAGGAGUUCACAUGUGAAAAUUGUAGCUAUUUCCCCCCCUUAAAUAGCAAGAAUACUUUAUUCCAAACCUAGUGUCAAACACAAGGACAGUGCAGAUUUGAACAGAAUACACUGUCCAGGAAGCAGGCUGUAUGAGUGAAGGUGCUCAGAUGCUUCCUGGGACUGUAGUUGCCCUUACCCCCCAGCUGAGUGGUCAUGAUUUGAACCAGGAUGGUAACCUUUUGGAAAAGGAGCUUUUAGAGAAGUAGGGUUCUUCCAAAAGCUUAGACUUCACAGAUGAGCCCUCCCAUAUUGUGCCCCCAGCUCAAGCAGGUUUGCUUUUAGCUUUUUUGAGAUAGGGUUUCAUACUUUAAUCUAGGUUGGCCUGGAACUCACUGUUAUUCGAUAUAAUUGCUUCUCUACCAUUUUUAAAAUAAAGAGGAAAGGAUGUUUAGUAGCUUAGUGACUACUCAAACUGCAGUUAACCCUGUGGCUCUGAACAGAAGUGGGUCAGCAGGCUGAAAUCCUGCAUUUCUAGAGUACGUACCUAAUUUUCCAGUGAACAUUGUGCCCGGGUUAUAGGUGUCAGGUUAGUAAACGUGUGUAAAUCUAAAAUCGGUCCCAAGCUUAGAUUGCUGCUAGUGCUUCUGUUGUGUGGAUCUGUCCUCAGCCAUAGACAGGGUUUAGUGCUUGUCAACCUUCCUGUAGUUUUAACCUCAGGAAGUGCCCAGGUUGAGUUAGCUUUGCCAGGACACCUUGGGCUAGAACUCAGGUCUCUAUUACAUCACAGGGUGGUAACUACUUCGGGUACUUAGCCUCCAUUGUGAUUGUAAUAAAGGCAGAGACAAAGGCUUGCCCUACCGCACUCUGCUCCAGAUCUCACAGCUGUGUAAUGUGAAGCGGGAAAGAGCCGCCUUCACUCCACCAGUGGGGUGGGGUGUAGAAGGGAGGAGAAUGAUACUGUGGCAGGUGGCUUUGUGCCCUUUGGUUUCUUUAGGUGGAAUUAACCACCUUAGGAGGAGAGGAGGAAGGACUACGUAGUAACAAACCCUUGAAGGACCCUGACUUUUUUAGGGGUUAGUUCUUUUUUUUUUUUAGGGGUUAGUUCUUGAAAGGUGAAAAACCAGCCUCUGAAGCAGACCCCUUAGUGCUAAGUGACUCCUCCCUGCCACCUGGCCAGUGCCCAAGCGGAAGAUGGAGUACAAAGAGGGAGGUGUUUUCUGCUGGAGGAAUGGGCCAUGCGGAGCCGGGUCUGUGAAAGCCUGUUAGAGAUGUGAACAUUGCAAAAGUUUGGAAGUUCCUUGCCUUCACAUUGCUGGAAUCAACGUCUUGCUCACCUGAGCCGCUCACCCAAUGGAGACAAACAGAACUAGGGCCCUUGUGCUGACUAACGUCUGAGUCACAAGGCAGCCAGGAGACUUUGUUUGUGAAAGACCCAUUUCCAUCACUGUGCUUUUCCCAAACUCCGGAAUACACACUCCCCUCUGAACUGUAGUUACAAGCCCAGGGCUCCUGGAGGUUUUCGUGACUUCUCACAAGUGGCCUUAUUCUAACUCAGAGAUCCCCGGCAUUCGGCUGACCCCGAAGUGGCAGGCAGCAUGCCUACUCAAUCGCUCCUCGUGUACAUGGAUGGGCCGGAAGUCAUUGGCAGCUCUCUCGGCACCCAGAUGGAGGUGGAUGAUGCUGUGUCCAUCAAAGGGCCAGCUGUAGUCCCCUUUCGAGCCGCACAGGAGAGGAGCAUGACCCCAGCUGAAGGGCACAUGCCCCUGGACUGCAUGUUCUGCAGCCAGGCCUUUUCCCAUGCAGAAGACCUCAAUCAACACGUGCUCCUGCAGCACCGGCCCACCCUCUGUGAGCCAGCCGUCCUGCGUGUGGAGGCCGAGUAUCUAAGUCCUCUUGAUAAGGGUCAGGUGCCGACAGAAUCCCCGAAGGAGAAGAACUGCAAAGACAAUGAAGAACUGAGCUGUGACGUGUGUGGGCAGACAUUCCCAGGGGCCUUCGAUGUUGAGAGCCAUAUGAAGAAACAUAAAGACUCCUUCACAUACGGGUGCAGCAUGUGCGGGAGACGGUUUAAGGAGCCGUGGUUUCUGAAGAACCACAUGCGGACACACAAUGGCAAAUCUGGCACCAGGAGCAAGUUGCAGCAGGGCCUCGAGAGUCCUGUCACCAUCAAUGAAGUGGUUCAGGCACAUGUAGCUGGGAACAUCUCCACUCCCUACAAGAUCUGCAUGGUUUGUGGCUUCCUCUUCCCGAAUAAGCAGAGCCUCAUUGAGCACAGUAAGGUUCAUGCCAAAGAGACCACCUCCAGUGCCAGUAGCACAGCCCCUGAUGCCCAACAAGAGGGACCCACAUCCCCCAGAGAAGAGCUGCUGCAGUUUUUGAACUUGAGACCCAGAUCCCACCCAGAGACUACAGUGAAGCCCAUCACCUGUAUACCUCAGCUUGACCCGUUCACCACCUACCAGGCAUGGCAACUGGCCACCAAAGGAAAAGUGGCCAUUGCCCAGGAAGAGGUGAAAGAGUCAGGCCAAGAAGGAAGCACGGACAAUGACGAUUCAUGUUCAGAGAAAGAGGAACUUGGAGAAAUUUGGAUUGGGGGUAAGACGGAAAGUUCUGCAAAGUCCAAAACAAAUAGAAGCAGUUGUCCAGGUCUCUCACAAGACAGAGAGAAACCUAGACAUGCCAACAGUGAAGUGCCUUCUGGGGAUGGUGACCCCAAGUUGCCUAGCAGCAAGGAGAAGCCCACACACUGCUCUGAGUGCAGUAAAGCCUUCAGGACCUACCACCAGCUUGUCCUGCACUCCAGAGUGCACAAGAAGGACAGGAGGGCUGAUGCCCCAUCGCCCACCAUGUCUGUGGAUGGAAGACAGCCUGGGACUUGCUCCCCAGACCUCGCUAGCACGCUGGAAGACAGUGGGGCCGUGGACCGAGAAGGGGGUUCUGAAGAUGGGUCUGAGGAUGGGCUCCCUGAAGGGCUCCAUUUGGAUAAAAAUGAUGAUGGAGGAAAAGCAAAGCCCCCCCCGUCCUCGAGAGAGUGUAGUUACUGUGGCAAGUUUUUCCGUUCAAACUAUUACCUCAAUAUUCAUCUCAGAACGCAUACAGGUGAGAAGCCGUACAAAUGUGAGUUCUGUGAGUAUGCCGCAGCCCAGAAGACUUCUCUGAGGUACCACCUGGAGAGACAUCACAAGGACAAGCAGCUGGUGGAUGGUGCGGCCGAGGCUAAAAAUGAAGGCCGGAGCCAAGAGACACAGGAAGCAUUACGAACCGCUGACAAUGCGCACACCAAAAAUUUGAAACGAUUUCUUGAUGGUGCCAAAGAUGUUAAGGGCAGCCUGCCUGCCAAGCAGCUUAAGGAGACGCCUUCUGUCUUCCAGAGUGUUCUCUCACCAGCACACAAGGAUACUCAGGAUUUCCAUAAAAAUGCAGCUGACGACGGCGAGAAAGUGCGAAGGAGUCCUGCCCCUGCUUAUCUGGACGUGCCGAAAAGGAGAGCAGCUGGCGAACCUCAGGCCAGUGGCCCUGCCUGUAAACUCGAAGCGGGUGGGCCCCUGGCCUGGGAAGCUGGCCGUAGGGAGAAGAUGGAGUGGGAGGCCGAAGGCAGGUACAAGCCCGGUGCUGACUGCCAGGACAGGCCUUUGAAUCUGUCCCUUGGGGCACUCCACCCCUCUCCUGCUAUCUCUCUGAGCAAGUGUCUCAUUCCCAGCACCGCCUGCCCCUUUUGUACCUUUAAGACCUUUUAUCCGGAAGUUCUGUUGAUGCACCAGAGACUGGAGCACAGGUAUUACCCUGACACCCACAAGAACUGCAGUAGCAAGUCAGUGCUGAGGAGCCGGAGGACAGGCUGUCCUCCUGCCCUGCUGGGCAAAGAUGUGCCUCCCUUAUCUGGCCUGCACAAGCCCAAGGUCAAGCCUGCCUUCUCAUCACAGGCCAAGUCCCUGCACCCAGAAAAGGUCCGGCAGGGCACUUCGGGACCAAGCAAAGCUCCCCAGACAUCAGGGCCAGACAACAGCACUUUAGCCCCAAGUAACCUGAAGUCACACAGGCCACAGCCUACUGGGGGCCUCGGGGCCACCAGGCAGCAGCAGUCAGAGCUGUUUCCCAAAGGUGGCAUCUCUGCUGCUAUGGAUAAGGUGAAAAGACCCGAGCCGAAGCUCAAGGCCCUGCCAGCUGCCUCAUCUCAGACCCCACUCAGCAGUAGUAAUGGCAACGGUUCCAUGGAGUAUCCCAUGAAGGUUGAUAGCUCAUGGGUGCCUCAAGGGAGAGACUACUACUGCCAUCGGAAUGCAGGCAGUGCCACAGCAGAGUUCAGUGAGCCACUUCCCAAAAGGCUCAAAUCAGGUGUGGUGGCCCUGGAUACAGAACAUCCUGGGCCCAACGGGAGAAGGGGCUUUGAGCUGCGCAAGUACCCUGUGGUCAGGAACAUCACCUCGCUGUUACCAGAACCUGUGUGUCCAUCGUCUGUCCUGUCCCCCAAAGCCUGUUUCCUGAGCCACGGAGAGGUGGAGUCGCCCAGUGUGUUGACCAUGCAGAAGCCCUACAGCGCCUCUGGACCUCUGUAUACCUGUGGGCCUGUGGGACACACAGGCACCAGCCCAGCCCUCGAAGGAAAGAGGCCUGUGUCAUAUCAGCACCUGUCCAAUAGCAUGCUUCAGAAAAGAGGCUAUGAGAACUGUAUUGGAAGUACACAUUACCGACCAAAUGACAAAAAAACUUGAUUUCCGAUUUUUUGGGAAAAAGGUCUCGCUGGAUGCAGUACAUACUUUCCACGGAAUCACAAGUUGAUCCAUCUUGUGAGAGCUACUGAACAAGCCGUGACUGUGCUGGGCAGAGACUUGAGCAGAGAAGGAACACUACAUUCUCUAAAGUUCUGUCAACUUUUGUACCAAAUAGCAAUAAAAACUAGUGGGAGCAGUUGGGCUGUACACAAAUGGGGAUGCAAAUCUAUUUUGUCCCUAAAUAUUUUUUUACAGAAUUGACCAAAUAAGUUUUUGCAUACUUGAGCGCUGCUGAAAUGAAAUCAUUUGGGGGUGGGGUGGGGUGGGAACUGUUGGAAAGCUCGCACCUCAGGUAACUGUAGAUACCUAUGUUGUAAACCUGCUUUAAGAACUGUGUUUCCUUCCUCGUGGAGCUCAGUGAUGUGAGCAGUUUCUGCUUCUUUCUGCUUUUUCAUUUAAACGUGUUCUAAAGCAAAUCUGCUUGCCCUGUAUGAUGCUGAGUCCUCCACAAUCUAUUAUUUGUCUUAACAAACUUGCUGAUGGAAGUAUUGACAGUCUGGAGAUGCGCUGUGCGUCUGAGGUCAGCGGGACUGAGCCUUGCACCUUUAGUCAGCUGCUGUCAGCUAUUCAGCGAGGAAGAUACCGUUGUCUUUGUGUGUACAGGUUCUGGAACCCCAGCUCCUGCCUGGGGGUGGCCUGUGGUGCUUCUGAGCGAAUGUGCCUACAGAGAAACGACUGCUCUGUAGAGUGGCCGACAUUGAGUGGACGAGCCAAGCUCCGUGGGGAGCUACCUCGGUUCUUCAUUUCUGCUGUAAGAUUCAGUUUCUUGGAGAGUUGUCUUGAGUUAAGUCUAAAUAAAUAUGCCAAAUUUCCUUGUGUGAAUUGCAUGCUGGGAAGCAAUUUUAAAGGGAGUAAGAAGUUUGGGGAAAUUUUUUAGUUUGUGUCUGGAGUCUUGGUGUGUCUGUGAAGUGGGAACGAACACCUGGAGUCUGGGUGAGAGCUGUUGGCUGAGCCUCCUGGGAGGCAGGGUGAGGAAAGCUGCCGUAGUAACCCUUGUCUCCAUGUUUUUUUGUUUUACAGUCAGGGUGAUUUCCUCAGUGCACAGGCAGUUUGGGAUUGAGGGGCAACAGCCACCAGCUGGCUCACUCGGCAUUUUAAACUUGAGUUCCUUUGAUGCCUUGAGUUUAGUCAACAAUUCUUGGGUUUAGCAAACCCAAAAUAUUUUAUUAAGAAACUGUUUGAAAAGUAAAUUUGCACUGCUUGUUUUUCUUGCCCCACCCCUCUUGUUAGGACAGAAGGGCAAAGAGCGCCAAGAACCCAACAUCUCCCCACUUUGACAGUGGAACAUGGGUGUCCUGUGCUGGGGAUACCCCCGGUUGAGAUGUGUCUGCUCUGGCAGAGAGUGCUUUUUGUACCAGGAACAUGUACACUAGGCCCUGUUCCCGUCCACAAGCUGAGCCAUAUGUACAUAAUCUAGACUGUUUCCUUAGGUUCUGCACUUUGAUAGCCUAUUUUUGAGGAUGAACACAUUUGCAAGAUGAUUGACUCAAUCUUUGCCUAAAUCCAGCGAGUGUGCAAGAAGCUCGCAGAGAUGGUAAAUGUGAAUCUUGGUAGGGGGGGCAAAAUUAAGCCUGCAUUAAAAAAAAAAAAAUCACCAAAUCUAUUAGAAAGCACGUCACUGUGUUUAAGGCUGAAAUUCUGGGGGCUUUCAGAUUUUUCUAGUUACAUUUUCUGAAUGCAUAAAAAUUGCAGGUUUUUGUUUGUGUUUGAACAGCCCUUUGUACUUCACAGUCUGUUCUUGCCAUCAGUAUUAACUCUUGAUACUACUGGCUUCCUGUGUCUUUCCUGUGAGACAACAGUACAUGUGAUAGAGGUACAAUUCGUUGGAUUUUUGUUAAUGUAUUUAUUUCAUUCCGGUUUGAUUUAAUUGUUGAUACUUAAGUUGUCAGACCGUAGACAUGCUUUAUUUAUGAUAUAUUUCAGCUUAAAGUUAUGUAUGUUGUUAUAUGUGGAUGUAAAUAUAGAUUUGGUGUUUUACA